This is a messenger RNA of Oxyura jamaicensis (ruddy duck), 4851 nucleotides long. It is a transcript of the gene ZFYVE19, whose product is annotated as zinc finger FYVE-type containing 19. Gene Ontology annotation, biological process: mitotic cytokinesis checkpoint signaling; abscission. The transcript has 13 exons. Gene Ontology annotation, cellular component: midbody; cleavage furrow; centrosome. Lineage: Eukaryota; Metazoa; Chordata; Aves; Anseriformes; Anatidae. The record is from RefSeq and is a predicted model, not a curated record. Gene Ontology annotation, molecular function: metal ion binding; phosphatidylinositol-3-phosphate binding. The coding region runs from base 107 to 1369 and encodes 420 amino acids.
AGGCCGUGCGCCGCAGCGUGGAAGGAGGGCAGCUCCUGCGGCCAGUCGCCGCCGAUAGUCGCGACUUGGGCGCCGUAGCGGGUCGACAGGAGCGGCUCUGUGCGCCAUGGACAGCCGGUGCUACGGGUGUGCGCGCAAGUUCGGCGUCUUCAAGAAGGAGUGCGGCUGUGCGAGCUGCGGCCGGGCCUUCUGCUCCAGCUGCCUCAGCUUCAGUGCUGCCGUGCCCCGCUGUGGAAGUGGCCCGCAGAAGGUGUGCAAGGAGUGCCACAGAAAGCUGACAGGACAGGAACCUCAGAGCAGUUCAGCAAAAUGGUCACCACCAGAAAACUACAAGAAGCGUGUAGCAGCUUUUGAGGCUAAGCAAAACCAGAUGAAAGGACAACAGAAGGCAGCUGCCAAAUCCCCAGGUCAAGCUGACUCCAGAUACCAGGGGCUCUCAAAAGAGGAUAAAGCCAUUGCAGAGAGACUGCAGAAGCUCAGAGAGGAAAGGAAACCCAAGUCCAUCCCUUCUCAGGCUGAGAUCGAAGCUAGGUUGGCUGCACUGAAGGAGGAUUACCGGGGACCUGUUCCAUCCAUGCAGGAAAUGGAGGACCGGUUGGCUGUCCUGCAAGGGAGAUAUCCUCCUUCCCAGGCUCCCAGACCAGUAUAUCGACCCCCUGAUACCAGAAGUCUGACGCAGCAAACAGAUGACCUGUUAACUCAGCUGGCUGAGGAAGUCGCCAUUGAUGAGCAUUACAGUCCAGGAGCCCAGCCUCAAGCUGUUAGUAGCCAAAACUUGAAUGACCUCAAUCGGGAAAGUGGAGAUUAUGCUUGCCAUGCAAGUCUGAACCCAAAACAGCUAGAAGAAGAGAAGUAUAAACUACUGGCAGAGGCUGCUGCUGAGCUGCGAGAUGAAAACACUAGGCAGGAAAAGAUCUUACAAGUUGCUAAGAGAUUGGCAGUGCUCAGAGGUCAGGACCCAGAGAAAGUUACAUUGGAAACUUAUAAACUCCCUGACAGUGAUGAAGAAUUGGAUGAGGAGGAAGCUGUUCAGAGAGUGCUAAAACAGCUCACAGAGGAAGUGGCCCUGGAUGAAGCAAGUGGAUUCAACAUUCCUUCAGAUCAGACCACCCAGCCAGGACCCUCAAAACAGAACUUGCAUAAGAAAACAAAGCAAAAGAGCCAGACUCCAACCAACACAGCUCUUACCAAGGCAGAUGACAGUGACGAGGAUGAAUUACCCUGGUGUUGUAUCUGCAACGAAGAUGCCACUUUGCGCUGCCAUGGCUGCGAUGGGGACCUCUACUGCCAGCGCUGUUUUCAGGAAGGCCAUGAUGAGUUUGACCUGAAGGACCACCACGCUUCCCAGUAUCAUCUUCCUCGCAAGUAGAGGUGAUCACAUUCUUCAUGGGCAGAAAAGGAGAUGGAGAACAGGAAAAGAGGGAAUCGGCCAGAUGGGAAGACUCCAACUGGAUUUGCAGCCAAAAUGGGUGAUGUUUUGGACAGUAAAAGGAUGUGCUGUAAUCUGGGAGAGGCUUGGAGGGCAUGUAUCUUUGUCCUCACAAACGCAACCAGAAAAGUGCUGGGUUGGCCAUGCCUGUUUGGGAUAAAUAAGGACUUGAUGUGAGGAGGUGGAUAUGCAUCUAUAUAUUUAUAGAUGAAAUAAGGCGAUGUGGGUAGCAGUAAAGAUGUAUGGUUAAGGCAGUGCUGGCUGAUAAGUAACGUCCUGCUUUUGCUAACUUACACAUUGGUUCACAAGGCAGCAAAGCACUUUGCACUAAGUAACUGUCUACAUCGUGGUCAUGUGUGAUGAGAACUUCAAAAACAUAAUAAAAACUAUUUACAGAGGCCUGUGUUUAAAGUCUCUCCUGGCAAUGCCUGAUAGCUCUUUACAAAAUGUCACCCUCCUGUGAUAUCUCAGUCCUUCUGUCAAGUGGUUCAGGGAAAGACAGGAUCAAGUCAGAAAAAAUGUUUCUGUGGUGUUGCUGGGAAGACGCAGAGGAGUUGCAGAGGAGCAAUGAUUACUCUGCCUUGAUGAGCAGUGUUGCUCCUGUACUUGAAAUGAAGGAUGUUUGUAAAGGUAAUCUGCUACAAAUGCACUGCAUUGUGCCUAAAUUCCACAUUGACUGCGGUGGCAGUGCCUAAAUUCCACAUUGUCUGUUAGCAUGUUAGUCUGGAAGAGUUGUGUGUUAAUAUUAAGAUGGGGCUUGGCUCUGCUGAUCCCAGUAGAAUAAAGAUGCUACUUAUAGCCAGAUAAGCAGCAUCAUAUGAGAGAAACUCUGUUUAAUUUGCUUAUAUCCCUCCUAGGAGAUAGUUCAGAUGCACAUGACACAUGCCAGUGGCUACAGCAUCCAGAAUUGCUUGAAAUACCUUUCCUGAAGUCAGCUGUAAUUGGUAUGAGCUCUUCCCAGGACUAUAAUGUGACUUCUGAGACAGCUGUCUAAGGCUGACAAAUUCUAGGAGUGUCAAAAAAUAAAAAAUCAAGGAUUUACCUUUGACAGAGAGUUUCCAGUGAAUCUUGCCUGUCUGGUUUGACUUUGCCACUCCCAGCUGUCUUCCCUGCCCUGUGCUGAAGGUCACUGCUUCUGUAGUGUGUGGAAGAAGUUUUGAUGAGCUGCUGAGAAUUGUAUUCAGUGCUCCCCAGCCAGCAUGGAAAUUCCUAGAAGAAACUAAAGGAACGAUGUCUUGUCCUGUUCCCAAUGUUAAAAUGCCAUUUAAGAAACAGGCAAACAUGCAACUUAGCUCCCUGCUUUGCAUGUAGAUGUGGAAGGAGUGGAAACUUCAAACCACUGGUACAAAGUUCACAAACUUGGUGAUGUGUCACAAUAACAGCUCUACUGCUUCCUGUUGCCACCAUAGCCUCCUGCCCAUUUCUGCUGCCUGCCCCACGUAGGGCAAAGCAAACCGUCCCUCUUGUUGUUUCCUUGUUUAACCUGUAAAGCUCCAUGUUGUGGACUGCAAACCAUGCUGAAGCUGUGCCAAUUCUAGAAGGAAGUGGCUGGCAGAGAAGGGGGUGGAACAGAACACAUGUAGGACUAAUGAUAACCUGGAGCAGGGGUUGAGAACUGGAAGACCAGAUAGAUGAGCAGUUAAUGGAGAUAAACCCCAACUACUUUGCUGACACAGCCAAGGACUAUGAACCAAACUGGACCAUCUGGUUGUUCCAAGACAAAGUGACUAGUACAAACUUUACCAUCUUCAUGGUAAGUAACAUCACCGUAAAGGACUGUGCAGCUUUUCUUCACCCAAAGAGGAUAGCUACAUAUCCUUGUAAUUAGGCAAAGUCACCAGAGGUAUUGCAAUUUGUUAUGGUUUGUGCUGUGUGAAAGCCCAGCUUCCUCCCUCCAGCGAUCAGUUUGUCUGCCACAGCAUACUCUGGAGGUAAAUGCUUAGGAUUGUACCUUUGUAUCAGUCCCUUCAGAGAAAACCAGUUUGUUUCCUCUGUCUAGUUUCAGCGAAUAGGCUGCUGUGGCCUUUCAAGAGGACUGGAUUAAGAUUUCAAGGGUGAAAUUAUAUACUUUUGCCAAUGAGGCAGCAAUAUCCAGUUGUAGUUAUCAAGAAGCAUACUCUCAGCAAGACACUUUCACAGUUGCUGAAUCAUUAGAGCAAAGUGUUUUCAGUUCUCUCUCUGGGAAAGCGGAGUUCUUGCCCAAGAUCUGAAGCUUAGACACACUGAAAACCAUUUCCCUGUUGUCAGCCUUGUCUGCCAGACCCAUGUUAGGAGACUAUCCACAGUGCUCGUUAGUUUAAUUUUGAUGGGAGUAAUGCACUGAUCUCAUUUUCUGCAUGUUCAUCACUGUACAGCUACAUAUAAAGGCUGGACAAGACAUUUAGUAACAUCUGAGCACAAUAUUCAUGUGCAAAGCACAGGACUGAAGCAGGAGUAGGGGACCUUAUUUUGCACACAGCGGUGUGCAGCAAAGGUAAUUGCUGUGUGAUGCACGCAUUACUCUGCAGAGUACUAGGCUGUGCUCCUUUGAAUGCUGUGAGUUCUUUAACUCCCUAACUCAAACCAGGACCUGUAAUGAUUGCAGGGUGGGGGGAAGCAUGUGUUAAACUGACCUAAAGGGCCACUGCUAAACAAUUAUCUGCCCAGUCCGAUCUCAGGGUCAUGCUACAUUCUUGUCAUCCAUACACUAGAGUUUUUUAAGCUAAAAAUGCAUUUAAUUAAUGGCAUACAAGAUGCUUAUUUUAAUUGUCUAUACCUUUUCUACACUGAGGACCAAGUAGCAGCUCAGUGUGGUCACCUCAGGAUGUCAAAAACAUGGAAUAAACUUUGGCUGCACAGCAAAAUCAUUCAUCUGCUCUGCUGUUCAACCUUCAGCUCAGCUAUGUAGAGCUGAACAUAUUUUUAUAACAUAUCAGAACAAAUGUACUAGUACCUCCCAUUGGAAAGUAAACAAAUAUGCAGUAUCAUGUUAGGCAAAGUAAUGUCCUGGCUAUUCAGCCAAGAAGCAACAAACACUCUUAGAUCACAGUGUAAUUUAUAUAUUAAUGGUGCUUCACUCACCUCUGUCGGGCUAGAGCAUUCAUGGAGGAUUUCCUGAAAGACAAGGAGGAGUCAUUUUAGAGUUUUAUAAAUUGACCCUUCCCUCGAGCUACAAAAAGGACAUACAAUAUUACUGUACUUGGCAGUCUAAAAGGCACAGGGAAGCAGCAUGUAACACAGCAUGUAUAUGUUCUGCAGCCCAAACACCACUGCUAUGUUGUAUUACGACAGCAGUCCCUAACUGAAAGCCACCAAGUCCCUCUAUCUGACCUGUAGUUUUAGUUUCUGUUCUUCAUUAGGGACAUCCAGGAGAUCUUCAAGAUCAAUUUCAGGUCCAUGAACUUGUGCCUCUGUUUUCUCUCUCAGCUAAAAAGAAAAAAAAA